This is a messenger RNA of Dictyostelium purpureum, 1233 nucleotides long. RefSeq lists its product as uncharacterized. The transcript has 3 exons. The coding region runs from base 1 to 1233 and encodes 410 amino acids. The record is from RefSeq and is a predicted model, not a curated record. Lineage: Eukaryota; Evosea; Eumycetozoa; Dictyosteliales; Dictyosteliaceae.
AUGUUAAAUAAAAAAAAAAUAAUUAUAAUUGUUUCAAUUAUAAUCGUUAUAAUAUAUAUUUUAACUACUUUUGAAAUGAUUGAAAGGGAUAAUUUUAAAUAUAGAAAAUAUGGAAUUAAUUUUACAAAUAGUCCAUUCCAUAAUAAAAAUGAUAACUAUGACCAAACAUUGGUGAAAUUGGAAAAAUUAAGAUUUUUACAAAAAGAAGGAUAUAUUAACGAAGAGGAAUUCGUUGCAAGAAAAACUCAAAUUUUAGAUCAAUUUACUCAAACUACUUUGCCACCAGUUAAAUCUUAUGCCCAUAUAGUUGGAAACAGUGACCAACCAGCCAAAAAUAACAGAACCGGUUUUAUAUAUCCAAAAGUGAUAGAGUAUUAUGAAGAGUUUUAUAAUCAAUAUGGUCAUAUAGAAAAUAAAACUCAUUAUAUAUUACAAAAACCAUCGAAUAUUACAAUUGAUAUCAUGAUUCCAUUCCCAUCUUUUCGUGUUAAUAGAACUUUACAAGGUAUAGAAAGAUGGAGCCUCCCAAAUAAAAUUCCAUGUGAUAGUUUUACAGUUUCAGAUUUAUUUCCUGGUGCUAAAUCAAAUUUGGUAUUUUAUCAAAAUCGUGAUCAAAAUUUUUUAACUGAACAAAGGUUUCUUAAUGCUGUUAAUUCCGCUCCAUGGAGAAAAUGCUUUAAUGAUGUAAAAUUUGCUUAUGCUAAUAUUCCUCAACAUGAAGAUAGCUACCCAUCCGGUGUAUCAAAAAUGUUUUAUAAAUAUUUUGACUAUAAUAUUGGGCCACCAAGUGAUUUUUUCUUUUGGCUCGAAAGUGAUGUUAAUCCUUUAAAAAAAGAUUGGCUAAUUGAAUUAUUUCGUGUGACAAUUACAAUGUUAGAAGCCCGUCAAAAUAAACCAUUUUAUUCACUGGGAAGCAAUGCACGUCAUUAUAUCAAUAAACCAGGUGAAACUAGAGCAUCACAAGUAUAUCAUAUUAAUGGAAAUGCUUUGUAUUGGAGAGAUAAAUCAUGGUAUGAUAGUUUUUUGGUUAAAGUUGAAAAUUGGUCUAGAAAAACUAAUUUUUUUGAUUGUGAUAUUACUUAUUAUAUGGAAGUUAAUGAAAAUUGGAAUAGUGUUAAGGAAAUAGCACAAGAAUUUAUUUUUUACGAAUUUAUUCAAAAUCUAGGCCAUGAUUCUUACAAUGAAAUAGAGUUCUCAAUUAAAAAUCCAAGAACCUAUUUGGUGCACUCUUAA